AUGGCUUUGGACGAAGAGGUCCUAGAGGCCGUGGCCAAAGAUGGCUCAAUGGAAUACGAGAAAUGGCCUGGCAUGGUGGAACCUCUGUUGGAGCGAUUGGAUCAUAUAGUCCACAAUGACUUCCCGAUGCCUAAGAUGCCGCCGGAGCUCGCCCAGACGCUUAGCUCGUCAUUCCCCUCAUACCCAUCACAAGACGCCAGUUUUCCCACAAGCAGCAAUAAGGAGAAUGCUCCACCUGAAGACCUGCAGACUCCUCCUAGACCUCCUGUGCCUGCUUUCUCAGACACUACCGAGCGCAUUCCCGAUUCGCAGCAGUCAGCACCGGGACCAGCCGAUGAUACCCUGCCCCCUCCUUUGCUCCUUAUUCUGAAUUCGAUCAAAUCGACCCUGCGGUCAUAUUUCUCUUCAAAACCCCCGCAUACUAUCCAGAGACUCGCAGAGUUGAUCCUUAGGCCGACGCGACAUUACCGUACACUACCCGCCUACCUAAGAGCGAUGGAUAGAGUCGUUUCGGUCUCUAGCAGCGCAGAUAUAUUCCCGCUACCGCAGACGGCAUACCUGGGAGAUAUCAACGCGGCGAACGGUCAGUCAAAUGGCGGAAGCUUCAUGAUAGCGGACAAUUCUUUGGGCAGCGAUGAAUCAUUAGGCGGUGCUCUAUUGACUCCGAUCUCGUGGUUAAAUAACACCGCUCUAGAGGAUGCUGGGUCUGAUCCUUUAGAUGAAGGGAGAGAAUCUGGCGGAGUGACACAAGGAGAGCUCAUCAGACAGGAACAGGAAGCGGGCAUUGUCGUUACGUCUCAUCUUGUAACGUCCAGUGAAGGAAUCGAAGCACGAAGAUCCCCAGAAGCUGAAGAAGAUGCUCCACAUGCUCGUGGUCCUUCAGUGCUAGGAGUUGAGGAUAUGGGCUUACAAAACGGAAAAGGAGUCGAAAUGACGCUGACUUCGCAGACGGCACCGGACAACGGGGUUGAUAUAUCUGCUACGGAGCAGCAAGGUCAACCGGAAGGCGUUGAUGCGGGAAAUGGUAAUCCCGACAGCGACGGUGAUAUCCUGCUCUCCGAUGCUACAGGAAGGACAGGGCAGCAGGGCACCGGGAAAAGCCUUACCGGAGGUGCAGACCAGGAAGAGGGCGCUUCUAAGCUAGUGUCUACGGAGCAAGAUGCAGAAGCUGACGAGGACGCCUAA
Paecilomyces variotii is the source of this 1185-nucleotide messenger RNA. RefSeq lists its product as hypothetical. Gene Ontology annotation, cellular component: cytoplasm; nucleus; protein phosphatase 4 complex. Bases 1 to 1185 code for a protein of 394 amino acids. Gene Ontology annotation, molecular function: protein phosphatase regulator activity. Gene Ontology annotation, biological process: protein dephosphorylation. The transcript is spliced from 5 exons. The record is from RefSeq and is a predicted model, not a curated record. Lineage: Eukaryota; Fungi; Ascomycota; Eurotiomycetes; Eurotiales; Thermoascaceae.